AUGUAUUCCCAACGACCACCACCACCGCCACCGGCGCUGAAGCGAACGCAUUCGGAAGAGAGCCAGAAUAGCUAUGCCAGUGCGGCGACGACUGUGUCGCGCGCGAGCUCGAAGCUGCUGUUUGGCGAGAUUCCGUUGACGCCUGCGACGACAGUAGAUGGAAGAUCGACGCGCACGAACAGCUUAGUUUGCAACCUGGUCAUGUCAACAAGUUCAGUCUUCUUACGCUUCUGGCUGAAUGAUCAAUGCCGCGACAACUUGCUAGAGCAUCUGGAGCCUGAGGAUCUUUCCAACUUCCGUCUAGUGUGCCAUGAUUUCUCCUCAAAGGCUGCGCCGCGUCUGUUCGAGUCUAUGACUGUUACUUUUAAAACUUCAUCCUUUUCCAAGCCGGCGCGCAUUGAGGCGCUGUCAAGGAUAGGGCGACAUGUCAAGACCUUCACCUUCCACAUGCCCCAUGGACCGGAUAGCUUUUUACCACCUAUUGUCGACCCAGAGACUGGCGAAGAGAAACAGUUUUUUUACGAGCCACACGUUCAGAAUCCGCAAAAUGGCCCAGCGAAAGAUAAGACCCCCAAGUACGGCAGCUGGGAAAUGCAAGACCUUCUUAUUAAACAAUACCCUCCCCUCUUCCACGCAGCGACCAACGUACCUGCAUUUGUGUCCGCCUUCUCAGAGCUUAUCAACCUCACACACCUCACAGUCUCGUGCCCAGGAUCGAACCAUGCGCCACGACACCGUCGAAGCGCAGUAGACUAUGCGCUCAUCUCCCUCCGCAUAGCAGUUGAGCGUGCACCACUUUACAGCCUCUCUUCACUCUCCCUCCAUCCUAUACAUCCCGGCGGCCUUCUCUACCUCCAUCCCAUGCACGGGUUCGGCAGCACACCCUCAUCAGCCAAGCGAUGGUGUCAAAUUCAUCGGCUGUCGAUAUGCAUGGACUCGAUUCCCUUCUCCUCCACCUCGAUGCGAACACGCGCUCAGUCCUUGGAACACCUCCGCAUAUUACACGCCUACCUGCGCACCUUAUCGCGUGGUCUAACACGCCUCUUCUUCCGCUGGAAAGGCGAGCGCGGACCCUCUCCUCUAUCACUUGAUAGAGAGCCAUGCAUGCUACCUGUACAAGAAGAAUGUAUGCACCCUUCUAUGCGCGGUCAAGUCCGUGGACCACGACCCCUCAAGUUCGCACGUUUGCGUUACAUGGAGCUUGAGAACGCUGUCAUGGACUCGACACAGAUUGCGGAUUUUAUCCACAAACAUCGGCGUAGCUUAGUCGAGUUCAACUUCGAAGACGUCAAGUUGCGCGAAGGGGACUGGGAUCAUGCGCUUGAGCCACUCACUCGUAUCGCUGGUAGUGAUCGGUGGAAGCGCACGCAAGAGGAAGUCAUGGACGUUCCUAUUAUGCUGUCGCCUGUUGAUGCCGAGCCGAGAAUUAUGGGGCCGCUACUGGAGGAGGUUGAUCAGGCUAUUGGAGAGAUUGGGGGUGGAAGGAGGGAGCAUGCUUUGAGUAGGUGGUUAAGCAAACCGAAGAGUACGUUGAGGAAGAGUCCGGCGAUGAAGGAUAGCUUCUUUGGGGGCGACCAUAUGAAGCGCUUCCUUCGAUUGUCGUCGUGGAAGUGA
Molecule: messenger RNA, 1614 nt
Organism: Cucurbitaria berberidis CBS 394.84
Lineage: Eukaryota; Fungi; Ascomycota; Dothideomycetes; Pleosporales; Cucurbitariaceae
Exons: 2
Coding region: 1-1614 (537 amino acids)
Source: RefSeq, a predicted model, not a curated record